Messenger RNA from Ahaetulla prasina, 2309 nucleotides. RefSeq names its product tyrosine-protein phosphatase non-receptor type substrate 1-like. NCBI's taxonomy places the organism in Eukaryota, Metazoa, Chordata, Lepidosauria, Squamata, Colubridae. The coding region runs from base 58 to 1074 and encodes 338 amino acids. Gene Ontology annotation, cellular component: plasma membrane. The transcript has 4 exons. The record is from RefSeq and is a predicted model, not a curated record.
AUCACGGCAGGAUCUCGGGCCACUUUUCGAUGCUCUGCAAGUGAGCCUUUCCAAGAUAUGCGCCUCAAGUGGAUAAAGGAUGGGGAAAGGAUAAAGGCAAACUACACCCAAAUGAUGUCUACUGAUCCAAAGGGGUUACACCAUUUGGCAAGCAUUGUGGAAAUCUUGCUUGCUCAAGGAGAUGUGAAGUCUCAGCUGAGCUGCCAGGUCCAAUACAACAUAUCCCAGAAGUCUCAGAGGAACUUCCCUCUUGGUGAUGUCCUAAGAGCCGAACCAUUCCAGGUUCAGAUUCAUGGCCCCAAAGGCAGAAUCACGGCAGGAUCUCGGGCCACUUUUCGAUGCUCUGCAAGUGAGCCUUUCCAAGAUAUGCGCCUCAAGUGGAUAAAGGAUGGGGAAAGGAUAAAGGCAAACUACACCCAAAUGAUGUCUACUGAUCCAAAGGGGUUACACCAUUUGGCAAGCAUUGUGGAAAUCUUGCUUGGGCAAGGAGAUGUGAAGUCUCAGCUGAGCUGCCAGGUCCAAUACAACAUAUCCCAGAAGUCUCAGAGAAACUUCCCUCUUGGUGAUGUUCUAAGAGUUCCUCCCAAAAUGCGUCUUGAGACCAUUCCACCUUCCCCCGUCCAGCUGAAUGCCUCACUGAUGGUCACUUGCAACGCAGAAGGUUUUUAUCCAGGUGAUGCAAAGUUGGAGUUGUUGUCCGAGGAUGCCCCAAACAGGAAAGGAAUGGUUAGUCGGAGAAUUUCAAAUCCUGACGGGACAUUUUCCCUCAAGAGCUACCUGGAGGUGACGGCCACCGAAGACAAGAACUCUUCCGCGUUCCUUUGCCAGGUCCUGCAGGAUUUCGAGCCUCUGGCCAGUGAAAUCGCCACUCUCUUCAUUACAAGUCCGCUCAAAAAAUCAGAAAACUCUCAGCAACAAUCCCUCCUUGUUCUCUGCAUCGCACUUUUCCUGAGCAAAGGAGCCGCCGUUCUUUUCGUCUCUUGUCUCUUCCUAGGAAAAGCGUGCGGAUUAAAGAGGAGAAAAUCUCCUUCCGGAACAUUCCAGGAAGUGAGGCAGUCUGGAACAUCAAGUUAAGGACUCCUGUUAUUCAUAGAUUUUCAGAUUGAGAAAGGAUCCGAUUAAGAUAUCAAUAAUAAUAAUAAUAAUAAUAAUAAUAAUAAUAAUAACAACAACAACAACAACAACAACAACAACAACAACAACAAUAAUAAUAAUAAUAAUAAUAAUAAUAAUAAUAAUAAUAAUAAUAAUAUAAAAAUAAUAUAAAAAUAAUAAACAUGUAACAGUGAUACCAUGUCCAAGAAUUUUAUAAGAUACAUCAACAAAUUGCAGCUUCCUGCAAUAACACCAGCAGGGCCGCGGUGUGGCUCAGGCUGUAAGAAGCCUGUUAUUAAAAAAAACACAGCUGCCUGCAAUUACUGCAGGUUCUAGUCCCACCAGGCCCAAGGUUGACUCAGCCUUCCAUCCUUUAUAAGGUAGGUAAAAUGAGGACCCAGAUUGUUGGGGGGGCAAUAAGUUGACUUUGUAAAUAUACAAAUAGAAUGAGACUAUUGCCAUACACACUGUAAGCCGCCCUGAGUCUUCGGAGAAGGGCGGGAUAUAAAUGUAAAUAAAAUAAAAUAAAUAAAUAAAUAAAAUAAACUGCAAAAAACUGUGCUACUUGCAACAUCGUACAUCUUAAGAAGGUCCUUGGUUGAUACCCUAGGACGCUGGCAGCAACCCGUAUCAACCAUUAGCACAAGCCAAUGGUAUUUGUGAUGUAUUUUUGAAUGUUCAGUUGACUGAGUUUCAUUUUUAAUGAAUAAAGUAAAUAAUAAUAAUAAUGAGAAGAAGAAGAAAAAGGAGGAGGAGGAGGAGGAGGAGGAGGAGGAGGAGGAGGAAGAGAAGAAGAAGAAGAAGAAGAAGAAGAAGAAGAAGAAGAAGAAGAAGAAGAAGAAGAAGAAGAAAAAGAAGAAGAAGAAGCUUGUAUAAUGAGCACUUCAUUCUCCCAAAUGUUCUAAGCCUAUAAAACCAAUACAGAGAUUUUUUUUAAAAAAAAGAACCUUGAAAACUGAAAGUAAUUGUUGUUGUUUUUUGUUGUUGUAAAAGAUUUUUGUUGUAAAAGAUUAGGAAGGAAAGGUGACAAAUAUUUGCUUACAGAAGCGAUAAAGGAGCAAAUGUAAAAACCAUAGAAUUUGGGGGUGCAGAUAUGAUUUUGAACUAUGAAGAAGCAACAAAACACCAAAUGUCCAUGUUCUAUACUUGUGUGUCCACCAUUUACAGAGUCAAAGAUUAUUUGCCAGGAAUUCUAUCACUCAAUAAAUUUAUGU